AGGUUAUGUUUCAGGAAAUUCUCUUCUCUCUUCUUGUCUUGAAACCUGUGACUGAGACAUAGUUCUUUUACUGUGAUUACAUGUUUCAAACAAUUUAUUAGUAUUUUUACUUGAAAAUACUAUAUCUUAUUCUUUUCAGAUAUUAUUCAGUUCUCCGGGUGUUUAAUAUUUGAGUUGAAAUGUCGUACAGAAAAGACAAAAAGGUGACAGACUACGUUGUCGAAAAAGAAAACAUCAAAAACUUUCUAAUUGAAUUCUAUGUCGAAAAUGACGAUGAUAUGAAAGAAUUCAAAUAUUCACAACAACUCACAAAUCUUGCUCACAGAGAACAGGUUGCAAUUUAUAUAGAGAUUGAUGAUGUCGAAUCUCAUAACUCUAGACUGGCCGAAGCUAUUGUAGCGAAUACAAGGCGGUACACUUUGCUAUUCUCUGAAGUUAUAUUCGAGCUGCUACCGACUUACAAGGAUAGAGAUGUUGUUGCCAAAGACUCGUUGGACAUCUACAUUGAGCAUCGACUGCUGAUGGAGCAGCGCAUGAGGCAGCCGGGAGGAGGGGAUCAGCGGCCCACCGAAAACAGCUAUCCCAGGGAACUCAUGUGUCGAUUCGAAGUGUACUUCAAAGCUGCGGCGGUGGCAAAGGUGAUUCCAAUUCGUGACGUGAAGGCGGCCUACAUUGGGCGACUGGUGACGGUGCGGGGGGUGGUGACCCGCUCCACAGAGGUCAAGCCCAUGAUGGUGGUCGCCACAUACACUUGUGACCACUGCGGUGCCGAGACCUAUCAGCCGGUGAACUCUCUGAGCUUCAUGCCAGUGGUGAUGUGUCCCAGCGAAGACUGCCGAGUCAACAAGUCGGGCGGACGACUCUACCUACAGUCGCGUGGCUCCAAAUUUGUCAAAUUUCAGGAAAUCAAAAUUCAGGAACACAGCGAACAUGUGCCUGUCGGUCAUAUUCCAAGAUCGUUGACGAUCUUCUGUCGCGGUGAAACGACUCGCAAAGCGCUGCCCGGUGACCACGUGGCGGUGACUGGCAUCUACUUGCCACUGGUGCGGCAAGGAUUCCGGCAGAUGACUCAAGGCCUCCUCUCUGACACCUACUUGGAGGCGCAUAGCAUUGAGUGCUUGAGCAAGGUUGAAGACGACAAAGCCAGCCGAGGAGAGCUGACCGAGUUCGAGAUCAAUCAGCUGUUAUCUGCCAACUUCUACUCGAAACUGGCUGCCAGUCUGGCGCCUGAGAUCUACGGCCACGAGGACGUCAAGAAGGCACUGCUUCUGCUGCUGGUGGGCGGGGUCGACCGCAACCCAAGUGGCAUGAAAAUCAGAGGUAACAUCAACAUUUGCCUAAUGGGAGAUCCGGGAGUGGCAAAAUCCCAACUGCUGUCCUACAUUGAACGUCUAGCCAGACGCAGUCAGUACACCACGGGAAGAGGUUCAUCAGGAGUGGGUCUCACGGCAGCUGUUAUGAAGGACCCCCUGACUAACGAAAUGGUGCUCGAGGGUGGAGCACUGGUUCUUGCCGACCAAGGCAUCUGCUGCAUUGACGAAUUCGACAAAAUGGCUGACCAUGACCGUACUGCCAUUCAUGAGGUGAUGGAACAGCAGACGAUCUCGAUCGCAAAGGCGGGCAUAAUGACGCGUCUGAACGCGCGCGUGAGCAUUCUGGCAGCAGCCAACCCGGCCUUCGGUCGCUACGACUCUAAUCGCUCGGUCGAGCAGAACAUCCAGCUGCCUGCCGCUCUGCUCUCCCGUUUCGACCUGCUCUGGCUCAUCCAGGACAGGCCCGACCGUGAUAAUGAUCUCAAACUGGCCCAACACAUAACAUACGUGCACAAGCACUGCUGCCAACCUCCCGCCGAGUUCCAGGCGCUGGAGAUGUCGCUGAUUCGCCGCUACAUCGACUUGUGCAAGAACAAGAACCCCAUUGUGCCACCCGAACUCACCGAUCACAUUGUCACCGCCUACGUUGAGAUGCGCAAGGAAGCUAGGAACAACAGGGACAUGACGUUCACAUCAGCGCGUAACCUUUUGGCUAUUCUGCGCCUGUCGACUGCGCUUGCGCGUCUGAGGCUGGCCAAUGAGGUGGAGAAGGAUGAUGUCGGAGAGGCCAUGCGUCUACUGGAAAUGUCCAAAGUCAGUCUUGGACAUGCUGAGGCCAAGGAUGUUGGUGGAGGUUCAGCUGCCGACCGUGUGUUCAUUCUGGCCAGGGAGGUGGCGGGGAGUCGAAAAACUGUCAAGUUGACAGAAAUUCGCGAAUACUGCGCCAAAAAGGGUUAUCAACCUGACCUGGUCGAUCAGUGUGUGGAAGAGUAUGAAGAACUCAACGUCUGGCAAGUCAAUCAGGCUCGAACCACUGUUACUUUCUUGUAAAUCUACUAAAUUCUCUAUUUAAGAUACACUAAAACAUGCUCAACUAGUUGUUUUUGAAGUUGGGUUAUUGGAUGAGUAAUUAAUAUUAUAAGUCUAUCAAAUAGCUUGAGAUUGCCAAGUCAGCCAGGCUAGAACAAAUGUUACUUUCUUGUAAAUGCUAAAAAUUCUCUGUAAAAGACUCACAAAAACAUGCUUAACUAGUUGUUUUCAAAGUUGAUUUAUUGGAUGAGCUAUUUCUGCGUAUUACAAGUCCAUUAAAUAGCUGAGAUUGCCAAGUCAACCAGGCUAGAAUUACUAUUACCUUCUUGUAAAUGUUCAAAAUUCUCUGUCGAAGACUCAUACAAACAUUCUCAACUAGUUGCUUUCAAAGUUGGUUCAAUGGGUAAGCUAUUCCUGCUUAUUAUAAGUUCAGUGAAUAAUUUGAGAUUGCUAAGCUAGCCUGGUUGGAAUAACUGUUACUUCCUUCUAUAUCUACAAAAUUGGUUGAUUUAAUACGGUUAAAUUUUUAACAUUUACCAAAACGUUUUUUCGCAGCUUAUUUUCAAAAACAUGAAAAGUUUGCUCAACUAGUUGUUUUCGAAGUUGUUUUAUUGUAUGAGCUAUUCCUGCGUAUUAUAAGUAACUUACAUUAAAUAACUUGAGAUUGCCAACUUAACCUGGCUGAAUCGACAUUAUUUCCUUGUAAAUCUACAAAAUUAGUUGAUUCAGGUUCGCUUUCUCCAAAGUUGGUUUUACUAUUAAACCCGUUUAAUCAAUGUAUGGACGCAUUUAUCAUAAUGUGCUUCAAUUGAUGGCUUAAACUAGAAUUUUGGUUCAACGUUUUUUGAGAAUGUGUUCCUUAAUAUGGUCCCAUUGUGAAAUACAUACAAAACGUGUUUUCAUUGCUUGUUUUCAAAUUUAGAUUUUAUGAUUUGUAAGUUAUAAGUACAUUGAAUAGUUCCAGAUUGGCAAGUUAACCAGGCCAAACGACUGUUAAUUUGAUGUAAACUCAUUCAAUUAGUCUGUUGAAGACUGUUAAAUACAGUUACAGGAAUUCAAUGUAGGGUUUCACUUCUUGUUUACAAAAUAGAAUUGUUGUAUGGGUUGUAUGUAUUUUUUUGUUGCAUGUUGCAUAUUAUUCGAUGUUACACUCAAGUUAUGUUUUUGGGAUUUUUAGAAAUUCUCUUUGGUACAAAAACUAUUUUAAGCUAUUAGGCUAAUACAGUUCAUUGUUCAUUUAUCAGUAAGAUUAUUAUAAGAUACUUCGCACAUAAUUAUAAAAAAUGUAUCCUUUCGAUUCAUGAUAAAAGUUGAGUGCUGCUCAUAAGACUUGAGAAAAAUUAAGUAGUAAUACUACGUAUUUGAAUCCAAAGAAAUUUGGAGUAUUUUCUAUUUUUCACUAUCAAUUGUAUUUUUAUACCAUUUAGAGCGUAAUUUUAGGAUAUUUAAUCUGUACUAUGUUCAGGCAAAUGUCAAUUUUCACUGUACCAUUCUGACAGUAUGACACCAUUCCAAUUGCAAUUGUGUGUAGUUUUUUGUAUUAAAAUAUUGACGAUAUAAAAA
Nilaparvata lugens (brown planthopper) is the source of this 3905-nucleotide messenger RNA. RefSeq names its product DNA replication licensing factor Mcm7 (gene Mcm7). Lineage: Eukaryota; Metazoa; Arthropoda; Insecta; Hemiptera; Delphacidae. The coding region runs from base 180 to 2363 and encodes 727 amino acids. The transcript has 14 exons. Gene Ontology annotation, molecular function: single-stranded DNA helicase activity; ATP binding; ATP hydrolysis activity. The record is from RefSeq and is a predicted model, not a curated record. Gene Ontology annotation, biological process: double-strand break repair via break-induced replication; DNA replication initiation; DNA replication. Gene Ontology annotation, cellular component: nucleus; MCM complex.